GGGAAAUGAAGUGAGAUAAGUCUACACUCUAUCCCCUCCUCCCCAGUAAAUCACAAACCCAACCGAUCCCCUCUUCCUUUGAUUCCCUCUCUCUCUCUAUUAGACCCCCAUAAAUCUGCACACUUUCUCAAUUUCAUUACCAAACAGAACUCUUAAAAUUGCUGCGAUUCUUUCUCCGAGAAGCCCUAGGGAAAGAGGGGUUUCCAUCUAAAUCUUGGUUCUUUUUGAUCUUGUGGGUAUUCGCUGAUCAUGGAUUCCGAAGAAGACAUGCUCGAUAUGUAUUCAGGGGAGGAUGAUUUCUACAGCGAUGAUUACAAGGAUAGUGAUAAUGAUAAUGAUGAUGAUGAUGAUGGGGAACCUGAUUACGGCUUUGUUGAGGAAGACGCUGACGACUCUGCCAUGAUCGCCUCCCAUCGCUCUCAGAAAAAUUAUUGUGUUCUUAGGGAAGAAGAUAUUCUCAGGCAUCAGGUGGAAGAUAUUGAACGAGUUUCCGUCGUCCUCUCCAUAACUGAAGUCGAAGCUAGUAUUCUACUUCGUCACUAUCACUGGAGUGUUGGUAAAGUUCACGACGAAUGGUUUGCGGAUGAAGAGAGGGUCAGGAAUACCGUUGGCAUAUUGGAGAGUCCUGUUGUUCCACCAUCUGAUGACACAGAACUUACAUGUGGAAUCUGUUUCGAUUCAUACCCUCCCGAGAACAUUGUUUCAGUUUCUUGCGGCCAUCCAUUCUGCACUACAUGCUGGACAGGUUACAUCAGCACAACCAUUAAUGACGGCCCAGGAUGUUUGAUGCUAAGAUGUCCUGACCCAUCUUGUGUAGCUGCCGUUGGUCAUGAUAUGGUUGACAAAUUAGCGUCUGAUGAAGACAAGGAGAAAUAUAAUCGAUACUUUCUUAGGUCUUAUAUUGAAGACAACAGAAAGAUGAAGUGGUGUCCUGCCCCAGGGUGUGAUUAUGCGAUUGAUUUUGUUGCCGGGUCUGGAAAUUAUGAUGUUUCCUGCUUGUGCUCAUUUAGCUUUUGCUGGAAUUGCACAGAGGAGGCUCACCGACCAGUUGAUUGUAGCACUGUUUCAAAAUGGAUUUUAAAGAACAGUGCUGAAUCUGAAAAUAUGAAUUGGAUACUUGCCAAUUCAAAGCCUUGUCCAAGAUGCAAGCGGCCAAUUGAAAAAAACCAGGGCUGUAUGCAUAUGACAUGCUCACCGCCUUGUAAAUAUGAAUUCUGUUGGCUUUGUCUUGGUGCAUGGAUGGAUCAUGGGGAAAGAACUGGUGGGUUUUAUGCUUGUAACCGGUACGAGGUGGCCAAGCAAGAAGGACAGUAUGAUGAGACUGAAAGGAGGAGAGAGAUGGCAAAAAAUUCACUAGAGAGAUACACACAUUAUUAUGAACGCUGGGCAAGCAAUCAAACGUCGAGGCAAAAGGCUAUCACGGAUCUGCAGCAAUUGCAGACGCAUAAUCUUGAGAAGCUUAGUGAUAAACAGUGCACACCAGAAUCUCAGCUCAAGUUCAUCUUAGAAGCUUGGCUUCAGAUCAUCGAAUGUAGGCGAGUCUUGAAAUGGACAUAUGCAUAUGGAUACUACCUACCUGAUCAUGAACAUGCCAAGCGAGUUUUUUUCGAAUAUUUGCAAGGGGAAGCUGAGUCAGGUCUGGAGAGACUCCAUCAAUGCGUAGAGAAGGACUUGCUUCAAUUUCUUAAUGCGGAAGGCCCAUCAAAAGAUUUCAAUGAUUUCCGGACAAAACUAGCUGGUUUGACCAGCGUAACAAAAAAUUACUUUGAGAAUUUGGUGAAAGCUCUGGAGAACGGUCUUGCUGAUGUAGACUCGCACGCGGCUUGCAGCAGCAAAUCAACAAGCUCUAAGUCAACAGGUUGCAGUAGCAAAACAAGAGGUAAAGGCAAAGGAAGUUCCAGAACUGGUUGA
Eruca vesicaria subsp. sativa (arugula) is the source of this 1911-nucleotide messenger RNA. Lineage: Eukaryota; Viridiplantae; Streptophyta; Magnoliopsida; Brassicales; Brassicaceae. The record is from the annotation of a GenBank genome assembly.